Molecule: messenger RNA, 1733 nt
Organism: Sorghum bicolor (sorghum)
Lineage: Eukaryota; Viridiplantae; Streptophyta; Magnoliopsida; Poales; Poaceae
Product: ALA-interacting subunit 3
Exons: 8
Coding region: 433-1482 (349 amino acids)
Cellular component (GO): plasma membrane; Golgi apparatus; endoplasmic reticulum
Source: RefSeq, a predicted model, not a curated record
AAAUUUGUACUACUACAGGAAGAAGAAGAAAAAACCACAUGACCAUUCCGUUGACUAAUUCGACUCCUCCCUCCCUCGCCUUGGUCAGUUGGUCAUCUCCGCCGGCUCAACGCGGGGGGCACGACCACCACCACCUCCACGGCCAACCUCUUCUUGUAUAGUCAAACCGCUCCCCUCCUCAUCCUCCUUCCUUGUAACCUUCGCAAGAGGAGGACCAGCAAGGCCCCAGCUUUUUCCCGUGUUCUUCUACUUCUUUCCCCGCCUCGCCUUCGUUCCGCCCGCCACCAAAUCUCUCGAGGCAGCGGAGUCCCGGGACGCCGUUCUUUUUCGUUGUGCUUUCUUGGGCUAUUGCUGCCGGCGGCCGGCGAUAUUCGCGAGGUCCGUUUGGGCGGCAGGUAGGUAGAGGCGGUUUUUUUCUUGGCGGCUGGUGGGAUGGAUAGCCACGCCGCCGGGUCGAGCUCCGGCGGAUCCGGGGAUGGCGCCGCGCAGGCUAGGAGGAACUCCAGGAAGCCCAAGUAUUCCAAGUUUACACAGCAGGAGCUUCCAGCUUGCAAGCCGAUUCUUACUCCAAAAUGGGUUAUUUCAGUAUUUGUUCUUGUUGGUGUGAUUUUUGUCCCAAUUGGUAUUGUUUCGCUGCGAUCUUCACGACAAGUUGUCGAGAUCGUUGAUCGGUAUGAUGAUGCAUGUGUCCCUGCUGGUGUGACUGACAAGCUUGCCUACAUCCGGAAUGAGAGUAUACCAAAAGCCUGCACAAGGAAUCUGACGAUUACAAAGGAUAUGAAACAGCCGAUUUUCGUGUAUUAUCAGCUGGAUGACUUUUACCAGAAUCACAGGAGGUAUGUCAAGAGCCGUAAUGAUGUACAGCUAAGAGAUAAAAGUAAGGCGAGUGAGACUAGCAAUUGUGAUCCUGAGGCCAAAACCGUAGAUGGAAAGCCAAUUGUGCCUUGUGGUCUUAUUGCAUGGAGCCUGUUCAAUGAUACAUAUAACCUCAUCCACAAUAAUGUAACCUUGAGAGUGGAUAAGAAUGACAUCUCAUGGAAGAGUGACAGAGACCACAAAUUCGGGAGUGAUGUCUUCCCAACAAACUUUCAGGAAGGACCUCUUAAAGGUGGAAAAACACUUGAUUCAAGUAUCCCGUUGAGUAAGCAAGAGGACCUUAUUGUUUGGAUGCGAACUGCAGCACUUCCAACAUUCAGAAAGCUGUAUGGUAGGAUAUAUGUUGAUCUCAAGGAAAACGAUACAAUUACAGUUCAAUUGGAGAACAACUACAACACCUAUAGCUUUAGUGGCAAGAAGAAGUUGGUGCUUUCUACUGCAACCUGGAUUGGUGGAAAGAAUGAUUUUCUGGGCCUUGCAUAUCUCACUGUUGGUGGAAUCUGCUUUUUCUUGGCAUUUGCAUUCACCUUGCUAUACUUGAUAAAACCAAGGAAAAUGGGAGAUAACAGCUACUUGUCAUGGAACAGAGCCACUUUAGGUCGCUGAUAUGCUUUGGAAGUUAAAUGUUACACAGGCAAACACCAAACAAUUCAGAUUAUGGUCCAAAUGUAUCUUGUACCAAAUAGAAAUUUUAUUCGUGAUCGUUGGUGUAGAAUAUAUACAAAGUAGGCAUGCGUGUACAAGUGACAACUUUGGAUCCACUCGUGCACAGAUUGUACAUUACAUUGAAACAAAUAGCUUUAUUUUCUACAAAACUGUAUAAUCAGAAGUCAGAAGUGAAUGUCAGUUCCAUGCUU